Phytophthora sojae is the source of this 783-nucleotide messenger RNA. RefSeq lists its product as hypothetical. The transcript has a single exon. Lineage: Eukaryota; Oomycota; Peronosporomycetes; Peronosporales; Peronosporaceae. The record is from RefSeq and is a predicted model, not a curated record. The annotation marks the transcript as partial.
AUGGCCGACGAAGACCCUCGAGGCGCGGCGAGUUACGCUGGCCGCUGGAGGCCCCGCCGCAAGCUCAAGAAGGACGGCACCCCGCGCAAGUCCAGGCGCGGGUGGGGGCCCUACCGCUCGGUGCCCAACGAGCGCUCGGUCGCCUUCAACCUCUCGCUGGACGUGCAGAAUCUGCAGCAGACUGUGCGCAACCUCUCGGCCCUGCGCGACAUCCUGCACACCAAGGCGCUGGUGCAGUGCCACUCGCCCGAGGGGUCCCUGUGCAGGCUGGUGCACGAGUACCUGCACGUGUUCCGCAAGGGCGUUCUACCGCGCGAGGUAGCGGACGACCGCGACCAGCGCGCGUUAAUGCGCCGCGUCAUGGCCGAGGAGGUGGAUCUGGGCUACGGCCUGUGCGGGCCCGACGCCAUCAUGGCGCAGAUGGCCAACUACUCGACGUUCCUGCGCUUCAUCUGCCUCAGGGGGAUAGUGGACAUCGUCGUCGUAGCCGAAGACUCGGUGGUGAUCUCGGACAAGGCCUGGUUCCAGUUCCAGGUCACGCGCCGCACGAUCGAGAUGGUGUUCCCGCACAUUCUCGGCAACGAGUGGCUGGUGGCAGAGCUUGUCGGCCAGGAGGUCGAAGCGGAAGGCCGCUCAACUUUCCACUUUAACACCGAAGGCAAAUGCUACAGAUACGACGUGGAGAUGGACUUUGUGGGGGCGUUUACCAAAGUCGUGAAGAACCCGCACAUUGUGAACAUCCUCCUUGGACGAGCACUUAUCACGCACAAUGCCAUGCUCGGU